Molecule: messenger RNA, 1074 nt
Organism: Spizellomyces punctatus DAOM BR117
Lineage: Eukaryota; Fungi; Chytridiomycota; Chytridiomycetes; Spizellomycetales; Spizellomycetaceae
Exons: 6
Coding region: 1-1074 (357 amino acids)
Molecular function (GO): dioxygenase activity
Source: RefSeq, a predicted model, not a curated record
AUGACCGUCACCGUCCAAGCAACGACCUUUAUCCUCCCCGUUGUGAACCUCGCGCCUUUUCUAGCAGACCCAACCUCCGAGGAAGCACUCGCAGAAUGCGAAAAGGCAGCAACAGCCCUCAAAACCCACUCAGCCCUCGCAAUCCACGACCCCCGCGUAAACCAAUCCCACAAUGACACAUUCCUAAAUGUCAUGGAAGAUUAUUUUGCGCAGGAUGAGGAAGCAAAGUUACGGGAUGUGAGGCCGGAGGUUGGGUAUCAAGUUGGUGCUACUCCAGAGAAUACGGAGCGGCCGAGGUGUGCGAGGGAUGAAGGGUGUGAGGAGAUUGUCAAGACCAUGGCUGAGGAGAAUAAACCUUUGCCUUACGAUGGUACGGAUCCUAAAUGGCGUUUCUUUUGGCGUAUCGGUGACCAACCCCCGGAAACCCAAUUCAAUGCCCUAAACGCCGACCCGGUCGUUCCAGCAGCAUUCCCAACCUGGUCUAAAACAAUGAACACAUGGGGAACACUCAUGCACACCUCUGUCGAAACCCUCACAGAAAUGCUCGCAAUUGGACUCGGACUCCCUCGGGAGACGUUUGUAGAGUUUGGACGGUACGGACCGCACUUGUUGGCGCCUACCGGAAGUGAUUUGGAAAAGUAUGGUAAAGUUGGAACGGUUUUGGCUGGGUUUCAUACGGAUCUCAAUUUAUUGACGAUCCACGGUCCAUCUCGAUUCCCAGGUCUCCACAUCUGGACACCCACGUACCAAAAACUCCUCGCCAAACUCCCUCCACAAACACUUUUGGUCCAAGCCGGUAAACAACUCGAGAUCCUAACCGGGGGUGUCAUUCGCGCCGGGUUUCACGAGGUGUGUGUUGUGGAGGAUACCAUCGCUGCCAUGACGAGGCAAAAAGAAAAGAACCGUCCUUUAUGGAGGAUUUCGUCAACCUUGUUUUAUCAUGUUGCUAGUGAUAGGGUUUUGAGGCCUCUUGGAGGGUUGGGUGGACAAGAGGGGCGGGAAAAGUAUCCAGAGAUUUUGGCGGGGAGGCAGGUGCAAGCUGAGUUGGGGUUCAUUAGUUUGAUGGAUCAGUAA